AUGGCAUUGAAGGCAAAGACACAGAUCAAUCAAUAUAUUCAUACACAGUCUGAUCUUCCUCAGUUUACUGGAGAUGAUUGGCGUCGUCUCUCACAGUUACAUCAAGUUCUUGCUCCAUUCUAUGAAUUGACAGGUCUUGUAUCUGAAAAAAGGCCUCAAAUCAGUAUAGCGAUACCUAUUUACUAUAAGCUUCAUAAUCUGCUUAAUCAAGAAGCUCAGAAAAAAGGUGUCUUUGCAGAUCUGGACAAUGAUAUUGUGGAUGCAAUUCAUCAUGGUCUUAUCAAAUAUCAGAAGUAUUAUACCUUUAUGGAUAAUACUGAUGCUUAUUACACUGCAUUGAUUCUUGAUCCAAGAGUGAAGGGAGACAUUCUGCUUCAUAAGCUAUCUGAUAAUGAGGCUGGACAGAUGAUUAUCAAUACAAUUCGUGAGAAUAUCCAUGAGCAGUAUCGUCAUGAGUUGGUAGAUACUCAAACCUCUUCUACCAAUGCUGUCCUAUUGGAUAACCAUCAUAAUAGUAUUGAGAUGCGGAUGUUGCAGCGUUUAACACCAAUUGUCCAGAAGCCAGCGGGAUCUGAUAUAGAUGACUACUUUUCUUCACCACGAGUUCCUAUUGAUACAUCUCAUCAUGAGUGGCUAUCUAGAUGGUGGUAUACUCAGCGUAAUAGUAUGCCUCAGAUGGCUGCAGCUGCACGGGAUUAUCUUGCAAUUCCAGCUUCUGAAGUAGAUGUUGAACGUCUUUCCAGCGGGGGUCGUGAUCUUUUGGGGCUUCGACGACACUCAUUGAACGCGGAUACUAUGCGAAUGUUGAUGUUGAUGGAUGAUAUUAUAUAG
This is a messenger RNA of Penicillium manginii, 831 nucleotides long. RefSeq lists its product as uncharacterized. The transcript has a single exon. The record is from RefSeq and is a predicted model, not a curated record. Bases 1 to 831 code for a protein of 276 amino acids. Lineage: Eukaryota; Fungi; Ascomycota; Eurotiomycetes; Eurotiales; Aspergillaceae. Gene Ontology annotation, molecular function: protein dimerization activity.